CUCUCUCUCUCCCUCUCUCUCUCAAAUACCAAACAAAUUCCAUUCCCUUGCCUCACGCUUUGCCUGCUCAUUUUCCAAUACUAUCAAACGUCGGAGGGCAAGAAGUGCAUGACUGCACGCAUGAGAGCUCCCUUUCCAACCAACCACUUCAUUUUAGCUUUCAAUCCGUCCAAUACCACACAAAGAAAAAGAGAGAUGAGUUUCCACGGAUCCCACUCUUUAGGGAACGUACCCUUCUCAUGGGAGAACAAGCCAGGGGUGUCCAAGGUCACACCAAGCUUUGAGGAGCCACUCAAGCUGCCACCACCACCGUGCUCGACCGAUAGCCCGAAGCUCGCAGUGCAUGGGCUGUAUGUCCCUCUCCCUCCAUGCCCCUUCCAGCCUCCUCGAAGGAUCUCGCCGAAGAAGGGGAUGUCACGAAGGGAGGACGACCCCUUCCUCGCCGCCUACAUGGAGUGCACCAAGAGUGUUAAUAAGCAAAAGAAGGCGUCUAAAGGUAAGGCUGGCUUAGAGAAGGUUGGGCUUGGGUUUUCUUGCAAGCAUGCAUGUGGCGUUAGAGAGGAUGGCAUGGUGAGGCUGUCACAACUUCGUCUAAUCCACCUUAAAGGGGAGAGAAUGAGAAGAGGAGAUGGAAGGUUGGGGAUCAAGAGUCCCAAGGGCAGAGGUUAUUAAUUCUUUAGGCUUUUGGUUUGUUAGUUUGGUUCGAGUUCUGAAGAGUUUUUGAUAAAUAAAAACACCUUUUUAAUUUCAAGU
Elaeis guineensis (African oil palm) is the source of this 753-nucleotide messenger RNA. RefSeq lists its product as uncharacterized. The record is from RefSeq and is a predicted model, not a curated record. Lineage: Eukaryota; Viridiplantae; Streptophyta; Magnoliopsida; Arecales; Arecaceae.